GGUGGGGUGGGUUAGGAGAGAGUCUGUGGUUUCCAUGGAGAUGAAGCUGAAAGUGCAGGAAAUUUAAAGGCUUUGGGUCCUUGCAAAGCAGACAAACUGGUGCCAACGUGCGUGGCUGCUGUUGCUGCUGAGGAGGCUGCUUUGCAAACGGCGGAGAGGAGCAGGGAGGAAGAAUCGGCAGCUACUUCUUCCACACGCACGGGCAGACAACGAGGAGCGGCAGUAACAAGCAGAAUUCGCAACAAAAAGAGGCAUCUCCCGUUCCCGGGAAGGGCGAGAAGAAGAAGAAGCAGCAGCAGCAGAAUUUUGGAGCGGAUUCACCAGGAGAAAUUUUAUAGAGAAGCCUGCAAGAGAGAGUGUUUGCAGGGGGCUUGUUCUCCGCGCUUAUCAGGGGGCUGUCUUUGCUGGUGGUGCGGGGAGUGGAGAUCGUGAUCCCCUUCAAAGACGAGCUAUUUUGGAUAUCCCCGUACAAGUUUUCUGAUGUAUUUGCUUGCACCUUCUUCCCUUGCUGUUUGGUGAAUCCAGCCCCCCUUCCCCCCCCCCCCCCCCCCCACCGGUCUCCCAAGGAUGGAUCAUUCCCAGUGCCUUGUGACUAUAUACGCCUUGGUGGUUCUGCUGGGUCUCCGGCUAGAGCAGGGCGCCUGCCAGCACUAUCUGCACAUCCGACCGGCUCCCAGCGACAACUUGCCCUUGGUGGAUCUAAUCGAGCACCCGGACCCUAUCUUUGACCCCAAAGAGAAGGAUCUUAACGAGACCUUGCUAAGGAACCUCAUGGGCGGACACUUCGACCCCAACUUUAUGGCUGUUUCUUUGCCCGAGGACCGGCUCGGAGUGGACGAUCUAGCUGAGCUGGACUUGCUGCUCAGGCAGAGACCCUCGGGAGCGAUGCCCAGCGAAAUCAAAGGGCUGGAGUUCUACGAUGGGCUGCAGCCGGGCAAGAAGCACAGGCUGAGCAAGAAGCUGCGCAGGAAGCUGCAGAUGUGGCUUUGGUCCCAGACGUUCUGCCCGGUCCUAUACACGUGGAACGAUCUCGGCAGCCGCUUUUGGCCCCGGUAUGUCAAAGUGGGCAGCUGCUACAGUAAAAGGUCUUGUUCAGUCCCCGAAGGCAUGGUUUGCAAACCUGCCAAGUCCGUGCAUUUAACGAUCCUGAGGUGGAGGUGCCAGCGCCGAGGCGGGCAGAGAUGCACAUGGAUACCCAUCCAGUACCCCAUCAUUUCGGAGUGUAAGUGCUCUUGCUAGGGCUGGCACUUCCCUUCGCGCCCCUUCUCCAGCGGACUCACGUGGACCUUUGCUGCAACAGAAAUAAAAGACAUUUGCUUUCUGGUUAACGUUGUAAUGCACUGUAACGUGUAGGAGAAUGUAUAUUGUGUGUAUAUAUGGCACCGGUUUAAUAUACUAUUAAAAGGUCAGUAUUAUACGUGAAAUAAUCAGCGUCUACUGUAUUUUCAAGACUAUUACCCUGA
Motacilla alba alba is the source of this 1463-nucleotide messenger RNA. It is a transcript of the gene NOG, whose product is annotated as noggin. Lineage: Eukaryota; Metazoa; Chordata; Aves; Passeriformes; Motacillidae. The record is from RefSeq and is a predicted model, not a curated record. The transcript has a single exon. The coding region runs from base 568 to 1239 and encodes 223 amino acids. Gene Ontology annotation, biological process: osteoblast differentiation; dorsal/ventral pattern formation; negative regulation of cell differentiation.